Platichthys flesus (European flounder) is the source of this 6928-nucleotide messenger RNA. It is a transcript of the gene zbtb4, whose product is annotated as zinc finger and BTB domain containing 4. Lineage: Eukaryota; Metazoa; Chordata; Actinopteri; Pleuronectiformes; Pleuronectidae. The record is from RefSeq and is a predicted model, not a curated record. Gene Ontology annotation, molecular function: DNA-binding transcription factor activity, RNA polymerase II-specific; RNA polymerase II cis-regulatory region sequence-specific DNA binding. Bases 391 to 5889 code for a protein of 1832 amino acids. The transcript is spliced from 4 exons. Gene Ontology annotation, biological process: regulation of DNA-templated transcription.
AAAGUGAAGAACAAGAAGAGAGGGAGAGACGGGCAGAUGCAGAGCACAGUGACAGGCGCAGGCCAUUUAUUUUCUCUGUGAUUUACAGUUAAAAAACCGAAACUAUAACUGGAUUCUCAUUAUUGUAUUGAACAAGCGAGUCAUUGCAGGAGCAGGAGUCGCCGAGUCGGAGUCGCCGCAAAGCCCCGGCUUCCUCUUUAAGAAAACCACUGACACAUGAACUCCUCGGUCGUCGUUUGACUUCCCACUUUGAUCUCAGUCCAAGUCAGCUGGAGAGCAGUCAUCUGGCUCCUUACCAGAAGUAUGUAUGGGUUGGACGUCUGCAGACAGCUCACUUUCCCAGUGGCCACUCGUCAGCAGACUGAGUUACUGUGAUUUCGGGGGCUGGUCAUGGUGUCCAGUGAAAAGGUAUGGGACCCCCUCCACGCGGGCCUUAUUCAGUCACCUCUGAGUGAACAGCACCUGGCGCCUGGGCUUACUCCCCGACCACAUACUGCAGCUAAUGACGCCACGUGCCACCAGAGUCAGCGGUUGACACCUUGGACUUCCCAGCCACUGUCAUUAGUGCAUCUAGACGCCCUUCAAGCAGUUCAAUCCUCCUCACCCUUACACCCGCCUGUCAAUUUGUACGGCCUACAAAGGAUCGAAGGACUACACAAGCCUGCCUGGUCUCCCGAGGUGGCCUCUCAGUCUGAAGAGGAAAAGGAGGAGGAGGAGGAAGAGGAGGAGGAAGGGGAAACUGAGCAGUUGGAGAUGAAGGGUAAAAGGCAUGGAGGCAGGGGAGAAGCCUUGAUGGAGGACAGACUGGAGGACAUGGUGGAUGGACCUAAAAAUGCAAAAAUUACCCUAAGCUUCCCACUUAGUGCCGCCCCCCUCCCAGCCUCUCUGACAUCUCCAAACCACUGCCGCAGCUCCUCCUCAUCCUCUCCUUCCCCCCACCGACGGCGUCCGUCCUCCAAGAGCUCGGAUGAGGGGUCGUUGUGGAAAUUGGAUGCCACCAUGGAUGUAAAGCACAGACCUUUUAAGCCCCCGAGGCACGAAAGCUCUCCGUCCUCUUCGCCCUCCUCCUCCUCAUCUCCCAUGGCUGUUCAUGCACUUAUCAGGAAGGAUAUAAAAUCGCCGCCUCCUCUGAAAUGCUCCAAACUCAACCCAGAGACUCAGUUUCAGAGGUCACCCCCAAGAUCGUCAAGCGGGGCUUUGGGGGCCUGUUAUGGUGUCGAUGGAUGGGACGAUAGGCACAGGAUCGCCAACGGUACAGUGUCGCCCUCUCAAACGGCCCAGAUCCUCUUCAGCCUGGGCACAUCGCCCUAUCAGAGGUGUGGUGAUGCAGAGAGGAGAGAAAAGAUAUCAGGAAGACCAGCUGGGAAACUGGGAAGCCCUCAUGGACCAAGCCUUCAUCCACCCACCCUCCACCUCCCUCCCCCUUUACCACCACCUCCUCCUCCCCCAUCUGAGGGUCUAACCGCCCCCCCUCACUCGUCGUCCUAUUCUCCGACCGACAGCCUGAAGCCUGAGUUGAUCUGUGGCGUGUGCCACCGGCUCUUCAGCUCGGCCUCCUCCCUCACAGUCCACAUGCGGCUGCAUCGUGGCAGCCGUGCCCUCAGUUGCCGCUUCUGUGGCAAGGUCUUCAUCCACAGCAAACGACUGCAAUCCCACGAGGCCUCCUGCAAAAUGCCAGGCCUCCCCUCCAGCAGCCUGGGCCCUCCUCCUCUCACUGUGCAGCCAAAGCAGGAGCCACUCGAGGAGGGUGAGGUGAGAGUGGAGGGGGGAAUGAUUGUGGGAGAAACAGACAUCAGUAAGGCGCGGCCAGGAAAAAAAGCACGGAGCCUCCUGGCGCGUAUCCAAGGUGAUGAUGCAGCAGACGCAGAGUUACUGGCGGGUGAUGAGCACCAUUUUGUGAAGGUGGUUGACGGCAAUGUCAUUUACUUCUGCUCUGUGUGCGAGCGAUCCUACAUGACCCUGUCCAGCCUGAAGCGUCACUCUAAUGUGCACUCGUGGCGCCGCAAGUAUCCCUGCCAUUACUGCGACAAAGUCUUUGCCCUGGCUGAGUACCGCACCAAGCACGAGGUGUGGCACACGGGAGAGCGCCGCUACCAGUGCAUCUUCUGCUGGGACGCCUUCGCCACCUACUACAAUCUCAAAACGCACCAGAAAACCAUUCACGGGAUUAACCCCAGCCUCAUCUCCAGUGAAAAGACGGCUAAUGGCGGCUAUAAGCAGAAAGCUAAUGCCCUCAAGCUCUACCGCCUUCUCCCCAUGCGUUCUCAGAAGAGACCGUACAAGACUUACAGUGACAGUUUGCAUAAUGGCCUGCUUCUACCACCAAGUGAUACACCGCCCCUCUCCCUGCCCGGUCUGGGCUGUGCUCUGGGCUCUGGGGACCUACAGAGCCUAAUCAGCGGAGCCCACCCCCAGAGUGUUAAGCCUGACCCAGAUGCCUUCCCCGAUUCCUUCCCCGAUCACUUCCCUGUUUCUGAGCACAGGGACCUCUCUGGACUAACACCCCUCCCCCAAGCGGACAUGCAACGCGUUAAAAACCACGAGCGCGAGGCCCGAGAGUCAGAGCAGGGCCGAGGCAUUGGCAACUUCAAAAUGUCUAGUAGCCACAAAACCAAAACUCCCAAGACUGGUAAAGAAGCUAGCAUGCCUUCUGUGAUAACAUAUGGACAUACAAAACCCUCUGUCAUAGUUCAUGGAACAGCAGUGUCAUCCUCUGUCAUCGUACAUAGCAACCAGGUUAUUUCUGGAAGCGAGAAAAGCCCAAUAAGCAGCCCGUCCCCUGAAACCAGCAACAGUCAGGCUUCACACAAGGGCAGCCCCAAGCCAAUUAAAAAGCAAAGGGAUAGUGCAGACGGCCAUAGGAAGAGAUCAAGAGACAAUUCAGAAACCAGAGAGAAUGGUUCAACUUCAAGAGGUGGACGGGAGGCAGAGGCAGGUCGAUCAUUUCACAAAUCACGCAAGUCCCACAGCAGGAGCGACACCUCUAACUCAAAGCAGCCGCCAUCGUCUGGAGGGUCACAUGUCAGAGAGGCCGGGCCACUGUGCCAGAUCACUGUACGCAUCGGCGAGGAAGCCAUCGUGAAGCGCAGCAUCUCUGAGACAGACCUCCGGAGGGACAAGAGCCUUUCUCCCCCCAAAUCCAAACGCAGUGAAACAUCGCGGGAGGUCAAGGAUCCACGCCACUCUCACUUCCACCACCAUCACCAUAAACACCGCCAGCACCGCAAAGCCAGCAUGGAGGAGGAGGAGGAGGAGGAGGAGGAGGAGGAUGAUAAGGAGGGAGACUGUGAGGAUGAGGAGGUGAGGAAAAAGAGAUCCAAAUCUCCCGAUGGAGUGAGGGAGUACUACUUCCGUCGGGAGGUGAGGGAGCAGGACAGUGACCAUGACAUGGAGGAUAAUUUAUGGCGGCCUUACUACUCCUACAAGCCUAAAAGGAAGGCACAAGCACAUCUGCAGCGGGUGAAGAGCUGGCAGAGAAAACUGAAAUACAAGCGCUCCAUCCAGCUGAAGAGGAGGGCGGAGAGGCUCAAAAACUGUGUAAAUAAAGAAACGGAGAAAUCCCAAGAUGAGGAAGAGGAUGGGACGAAUGAGGAGCCCCAAAAACCUGACAGAGUUAAGGGAGAGGGGAAAAAGAGGGGUUGUCUCUCUGCUCCUUUGAAGGAUAAGAGCAAAGACACAGAAGAGCAGGAGGCCUGUCACAAGGCUGCUUCCAUUCCUCUGCACUCUCCAAAGCCUCCUCCGUCUACCUCAGGGGCUCCUAUGGGAAUAAAGAGGCGGCCUUGGACUAACGGGAACGCAGCAGAGUGUGGUACAUGUGGCCGCUGGUUCUCAAGCCCCAGGAAGCGAGACAAACACGAGCUCAGCCAUCUGCUGGAGUUUGUGUGCCUCUUCUGCCGAGCCACUUUCCCCUCGUGGGACAAGUUGGAAGACCACCAGAGAGCCCAGCAUCCCAAGCCCACGGACGCACCCUCUGCACCCUCUAAAGUGGCACUUGUUGAACAGGAUGAAGGGGUCGGGAUCAAAUCUGUGCCAGAGAUUUCAAAGUACGAUGAAGAAAGGGGGGGGCAAGUGGGUUUAGCGGGGAGAACCUCAAGUCCAAGUCGCCUCAGCAGACGAGCAUUAUCACGACACACCUGUCCACAGUGUCACAAGGUGUGUAAGACAUCCUCAGCACUAACUCGCCAUAUCCGACGCCACGAGUUAAGCAGCUCCCCAGAGAGAGAAAGGGAAGAUAAAGCCCCGGAGCCAAAAACAACAGAGGCCGUUAUUAAUGACGUGAGCAGAGACAUAGAGACGGAGAAGGCAAAGGCUCCCAGUGCGCUCUCUGUUUCAGUUAUCAGCUAUUCAACACCAGACCCGCCCAUCAGGGUUGACUGUUUGGCCUCGCAGCAGCGUGAAGGUCGCCUCGGUGAACUGACGGCUGAACAUCACACGUCAGAAUCCCCAGACAAGCCUCAGCCAACAGGGCCCACGCAUCCAGUUGUGGAGAGACAGCCCAGCCCACAGACAGCAGACCCUCCACUAGAAAGUCCAGUUAGUCUCACGCCCACUAAACACGAAUUCACGCCAGUCGCACCCUCCGCUCUCCAGAGCGUGCUCGUCAUGAACGGAGCCGAAUGUCUGGACUACCGCAGCCCCAGCAGAAAGAGCCUAGACAGCCAGAUCUACAGAAUACCCAGCCCUGUGCACGUCGUGGCACCCGCCAACACCUCUCCGAAUGUGCCUGUGACGUCACAGACCAGAAUAACCGCUGCCGCUGCUCCUGUUUCCAUGACAACAGCUCCCGGCUCCGAGGGCGGAUUCGUGAAACGGGAUGGGGUCAUUAUGGACAGGGAGCGGCUGGGCGGGAGUGGUGUGUUUCUGCACGCAGGUUAUGAGGAAGCACCUCGGGUCCAAGAUCUAAGAGUUCCGUCACUGUCCAGGAGUCCCUCUCCCGAUGAAGCACAAGACCUCACCAUGUCCUCGAUGCUAGCUAGAGAGAGGGCGAUAGUGAGGCAAAGAGAGACGGAGAGGGAGAGGGAGAGACAGAGAGAAAGGGAGAAAGAAAAAGCGAGAGAGAUGGAGAGGGCCCAGAAAAUGAGCAGAGUUACUCAUGCCCCAGAGGACCAAAUGGCUCUGUUGGUCCCUAAAGAGGAGCCCUUGAGUCCUGUGCAGUCCCCCCAGCACAUCCCCACUCAAACCACUAUGAACGGACCCUCCUCACACAGGCACACUCCCAAGUCCCCGCGUCGCUCUCCCUCCAUCAUUGGACUGUUAUCUCACGCCAACCGUCAGGUUCACUCCAGCUCACAAGGACUCGACAGGCUCACACUGCCCACUGGAGCAGCUGGUGCCGGCGACCGCCCCUCUGCCCACGCUCUGCAACUCCCCCGAGCCCCUCAGCCACCUGAGCCCGAGCACCAGGACACUGUUUCUUCCAGAGACUCCCAGCAGGGGGGCGCCACCCCAGUGGGCUACGCUGCCCAGGAUUAUCCCCUACCCCUAAUUGUGCCAGACAGCUACCGCUCUGCUAAGAAGCAGGAUGAUAAUCUGCUCAUGUCCUAUCCUGGUGGACAUCUUCCCUUUGGCCCACUGGGUAAAGUGAUGGUCCCUCAUGGCGGGGACCUGUCCAAGCUGCCAUUUUAUCCAGACCCUUACCAGCUGCUCUACGGGCCCCAGCUGCUGGCCUACCCCUAUAACUUAGCAGCUCUUCCUGUGGCUCUGAACAUGAUGGCACCUGGGGGGGACAAGGUGGAGACUAUGCCCUUCCUUCCAGCCAUCUUCAACUACGCAGCCGCUGCUGGGCCCUACAUGGGCGCAGCACCCCACCCCCUCGUGGCAAAUCCUGGCCUGUACAGCGGCGGCAGUGGCAGCGGCAAGAAGCAACGAGACAGCAGCGGCAAACCUUAGUACAACAGGAGGUUUAAGAGGAAUAUAUUCCAAAGGGGACGGCCUGGCCUGUUUAGGAGGAGCAGGAGGGGUCUGUGCUCACUGGGUCACUGACGACGCUCGCACAGUGCCCCUGCCUCGCUUUUAUUCAGUAGAGAUCAGAGCUAGGCAUUGAAUCAGGAGUUGCUGUGAAGGGAAGAUAGGGAGCAAAGAAACGGGGAGGAGAGGCCGAUAAUCUAGUGACGUGUCAUUACUCCCCUCUCUUUACUCCCUGCUCACCUUUCCCUGUGUUUCUCCUGUUUGGCUGUAGUGUGUCAUAGUUCUAGAGCUUGAUUAAUCUUCCUCUCCUUCUCAUUAUAUUAUCUAUAAUAUAAGAAUAAGAACUUCUAACAGGGUGUGUGCGUGUUGUGAGACAAAUUAGUUCAGUCAGCUUCCCUUUAUAGUCGUGGAAAAACGAGGAUAAACACUCUUCAGGGAAGGCUCGUGUGGGCAUGAUAAGGGAUGAGAGGACAGUCUGUGAGGCUGCGAGUGACCUGUCGUUAAAUGAAAGAUGUAUAUGAGCAUGUACGUGCACAUGUAUGUAGGGAUUUGUGCAUGCAGAGGUUGGCUUAAGCAGGUAUUGCUGCGUAUGUGUGAGAGAGUGUGUGUGUGUGUGCGUGUGAGUGUGAGUGUGGGUGGGUGUACGUGCAUGAAUGGCUAGGUCAUUCCGUGUCAGACGCACACAGCAUUCCUACUCUAGUUGGAAUAGCUACUGUAGGUCAAUGUAUAAAAGUGCAUUUAGAAGUGAUCCCUCAUAUCCAAAUUAUUAAGAAGUCAAUUCUAUGGCUGAGCGUGACAACGACGGAUCAUCUGAGCUUCUCGUGUCUCAACCGUGUUACUUUGUGGCCAGAUGACACUGUCGGAUCUGUAUAGCAUUCACCAUAGUUUGUACCUUAUGUGCACAAAGUAGAAAAAAAGUAGUGGUCACUUAAAGGGGACACUUGUAGCUGCUUGGGAUAUGUAGCUGGCCACUGGGUAAGAAUUGAAGGCUGGUAGACCGUUGCACUUCCAUUUUUUUUUU